This is a messenger RNA of Eruca vesicaria subsp. sativa (arugula), 1503 nucleotides long. The record is from the annotation of a GenBank genome assembly. NCBI's taxonomy places the organism in Eukaryota, Viridiplantae, Streptophyta, Magnoliopsida, Brassicales, Brassicaceae.
AUGUCGGGAGCUAUAACAUGCUCCGCAGCCGAUCUCUCCGCUCUUCUCGGUCCCAACUCCACGGCGGCGGCUAACUACAUCUGCGGCCAACUAGGCACCGUUAACAAUAAAUUUACCGAUGCAGCUUACGCCAUAGACAACACAUACCUCCUCUUCUCCGCUUAUCUCGUCUUCGCCAUGCAGCUCGGCUUUGCUAUGCUAUGUGCUGGCUCCGUUAGAGCCAAAAAUACAAUGAACAUCAUGCUCACCAAUGUCCUUGACGCCGCAGCUGGAGGACUCUUUUACUAUCUCUUUGGUUACGCUUUUGCUUUUGGUGAAUCCUCCGGUGGAUUCAUAGGAGCACACAACUUUGGACUUAAAGACUUCCCCACUCUUACCUCGGACUACUCCUUCUUCUUAUACCAAUGGGCGUUUGCAAUCGCAGCUGCUGGAAUUACAAGCGGUUCCAUUGCGGAGAGGACUCAGUUUGUUGCUUACUUGAUAUACUCUUCUUUUCUGACUGGUUUUGUUUAUCCGGUCGUGGCGCACUGGUUCUGGUCCCCCGAUGGAUGGGCUAGUCCCUUCCUUUCAGCAGACCGUUUGUUUGGCACCGGAGCCAUUGACUUUGCUGGCUCCGGUGUUGUUCACAUGGUUGGUGGUAUUGCUGGAUUAUGGGGUGCCCUUAUUGAAGGUCCUAGAAUCGGACGGUUUGAGGAAGGGGGCCGCGCUAUUGCUCUGCGCGGCCACUCUGCCUCGCUUGUCGUCUUGGGAACCUUCCUCCUCUGGUUUGGUUGGUAUGGUUUUAACCCUGGCUCCUUCACCAAGAUCCUCAUUCCGUACGAAUCUGGUUCCAACUACGGCCAAUGGAGUGGAAUUGGCCGGACAGCAGUUACAACCACGCUCUCUGGAUGCACUGCGGCUUUAACAACGCUCUUUGGAAAACGUCUCCUAUCAGGUCACUGGAUGAUAACUGACGUUUGCAACGGGUUACUUGGCGGGUUUGCGGCCAUAACCGCGGGUUGCUCAGUGGUUGAGCCAUGGGCCGCAAUUGUUUGCGGCUUCAUUGCUUCCCUCGUCCUCAUCGGAUGCAACAAGCUCGCUGAGCUCCUUAAAUAUGAUGAUCCGCUUGAGGCCGCACAAUUACACGGAGGGUGCGGUGCCUGGGGGUUGAUAUUCGUAGGAUUGUUUGCAAAUGAAAAGUAUGUAAACGAGGUCUAUGGAGCCAGCCCGGGAAGGCACUAUGGGCUGUUAAUGGGCGGUGGAGGGAAGCUAUUGGGAGCACAACUGGUUCAAAUACUUGUGAUUGUUGGAUGGGUUAGUGCCACAAUGGGAACACUCUUCUUCAUCCUCAAACAGCUCAAUUUGCUUAGGAUCUCGGAGAAGGACGAGAUGAGAGGCAUGGAUAUAGCACGUCAUGGUGGAUUUGCCUAUAUAUACCAUGAUAAUGACGAUGAGUCCAUUCAGUUUCCGGGAAUGAACCCUGGAUCUCCUUUACCUCGCCGUCAUGAUCCUCCAGCUCUUUGA